GCCGCUCCAUGUAAUUAGCGGCCAGGCAUCACCGACAAAACCCCAACACAAUAAAAAAAACCACCAUGGGGCCCCGGCCAGCCAACGCGCAGCAGCGCCUGGGCUUCGUCGUGGCCGCGGCGGCGUUGUUGUCCGCCGCCAGCCUUCUCCCUCUCGCGUCCGCGAAGGGCAAAGGCGGCGGGCACGGGGUGAACCCACAGGUGGCCGGCAUCUGCUCCCACACCCCGUUCCCGAACGUGUGCAAGUGCACGGCGGGGCGGCACGCGGCCAAGUACCCGGUGAUCGACGCCCAGGCGGUGCUCAACAUGCAGGUGGACGCGUUCGCCCGGCGGACGGCGCAGGCGCGGAAGCACGUGGCCAAGUCGUCCCGCAAGGGCACCCCGGCGCAGACGCAGGCGCUGAGCUUCUGCGACACCAUGUACAUGAACACCCAGGACACCAUCGGGGCGGCGCAGCGGGCCAUCUCCUUCAAGGACAAGGGCACGGCCAAGAUCAUGCUCCAGCUCGCCGUGCAGGACUUCCAGUCGUGCGACCGGCCGUUCCAGCUCGCCGCCAUACCAAACCCCAUGUUGAAGUACGACCAGCAGCUCAACCAGAUGGCCAACAACUGCAUGGCGCUGGCCAACAUGAUGUGAUGUGAUUAUCCCAAGGCUAAUGCAUGGAUGGAUAUUUGGCCAUGGUGGCAUCCCAAAGCUAAUGCAUGCGUGGAUUAUAUGCAAGGACUCGAGUUUUUCUAUUCUGUUAUUGCAGAAGAUCGAUAUCGUUUACUAUUAUUUGUACGUUUUUUUCUUCUUCACAAAGUUUAUAUUCGAGUAUAUGUAACACCAGCGUGAUGGCUUGCGCAUUUGCGCGUCUAGCUUCUUAAUUUGUUGUUAAAAGUAUAACUAUUAUUUGAAA
Messenger RNA from Brachypodium distachyon (stiff brome), 897 nucleotides. RefSeq lists its product as uncharacterized. NCBI's taxonomy places the organism in Eukaryota, Viridiplantae, Streptophyta, Magnoliopsida, Poales, Poaceae. The record is from RefSeq and is a predicted model, not a curated record. The coding region runs from base 66 to 635 and encodes 189 amino acids. Gene Ontology annotation, molecular function: enzyme inhibitor activity. The transcript has a single exon.